Molecule: messenger RNA, 1915 nt
Organism: Stereum hirsutum FP-91666 SS1
Lineage: Eukaryota; Fungi; Basidiomycota; Agaricomycetes; Russulales; Stereaceae
Exons: 20
Coding region: 55-1839 (594 amino acids)
Biological process (GO): carbohydrate metabolic process; purine ribonucleoside salvage
Molecular function (GO): magnesium ion binding; phosphopentomutase activity
Source: RefSeq, a predicted model, not a curated record
CAAACAUAUCACUUCUUGCACUGGGCAAGGGCGAUAGUCAAGAUACACUACUCUAUGGCAAGCAAAACUCCGCUCGAAGAAUUAGUCAACGAAUGGCUGCGGUUGGACCAAAAUCCAAAGACCAGAAGAGAGAUUGAAAUUCUUUGGGAACAUAAAGAGAUUGAUGAGCUGGAGAGUCGCCUGAGAACACGAAUUGAGUUCGGAACUGCAGGUCUCAGAGGCCGAAUGGAGGCGGGAUGGGCGCGGAUGAACGAUCUCAUCAUCAUCCAAGCUUCUCAGGGACUGUGUUCCUACGUCUUGCAAGCGGUAAACAACGCAGCAGAGAGGGGCAUUGUGAUUGGUCAUGAUCAUCGCCAUCACUCUUCUCGAUGGGCGAAGCUGACCGCUGCUGCGUUCGUCGAGCAAGGUGUCAAGGUGUAUUUGCUCAAGGGACUUGUUCAUACUCCUAUGGUACCCUUUGGCGUCAAACAAUUGCGCGCUGCCUGUGGCGUCAUGAUCACGGCCAGUCAUAAUCCGAAGGACGACAACGGAUACAAAGUGUACUGGGAAAACGCCGUGCAGAUCAUAGGCCCUCACGACAAAGGAAUAGCAGCAGCUAUAAGAGACAACCUGCAGCCUCGAUCAUGGGACGCGGGAUCAAUUGAGACUUCAGAACUAUGUCAGGACAAGACGGACGAGCUUGUACAAGCUUAUUGUACUCACGUCGGGUCAUUGUCUGUUUCUCGAUCUGUCAACUCCACUACGGAUGUCAAAUUUGUGAACACAUCCAUGCAUGGUGUUGGGCAUUAUUUCGUUACGAAAGCAUUCAAGGCCGUUGGCUUACGUCCCUUCAUACCCGUCGAAGAGCAACGUGAACCGGACCCCGACUUCCCUACCGUCAAAUUCCCCAACCCAGAAGAAAAAGGAGCACUCGACCUAGCUAUUGCUACGGCGUCUCGGAAUGAUGCUUCGUACGUCCUUGCCCAGGACCCAGAUGCGGACAGGUUUUCUGCCGCAGAACGAGGGCCGAAUGGUUGGAAAAUCUUUACUGGCGACCAACUGGGCACCAUUUUUGCAGGCCAAAUCUUGGAGCAGUACAAAGCAUCAGGGAAACCGUUGGCCAAACUAGCCAUGGUAGCAUCCACUGUGAGUUCGAAGAUGAUUGAGAAAAUGGCUGAACUGGAGGGCUUCCGAUUCGUGGAAUGUUUGACGGGGUUCAAGUUCAUCGGCAACACCGCUCUCGACCUCGUAAAGGAGGGCUACGAGGUUCCGUUUGGUUAUGAAGAAGCUAUCGGGUUUAUGAUUGGCUCCGAAAUUCGGGAUAAAGACGGUGUUGCGGCUUCGGUCUACUUCGCGCAGAUUGUCGUGUCAUUACACAAGCAAGGCAAGACCGCAAUGUCAUAUUUGCGUGAGCUUUAUGACAGAUACGGCCACUUCCAGACCAAGAACAGUUACUUUAUUUGUCGGCAACCCCCUGUCAUCGACCGAAUCUUCGCACGCCUACGGAACUACGACGGAAAGGCUACCGAGGAGAAGCCCAGCUAUCCGGAAACAAUCGCAGGGCUGAAGGUCACCUCUGUCUGCGACCUCACCAUCGGCUACGACACGUCCAACCCGCCGAGCUACAAACCUAGCUUACCACUGUCGUCGGGGCACAUGAUUCAGUUCAAAGCACAGAAUGAAGAUGGUACCAAGAUUGUGCUCACCACUCGGACCAGCGGUACGGAGCCCAAGAUCAAGUACUAUCUUGAAGGUAGCGGCAAAGAUGAGCGCAUUGUCAGCCAAGUUCUAGAAGGAGUUGUCGGCGUACUGGGUGAUGAGUGGUUCGAGGCUAACCAUAACGGUCUGGGAAUACCUUAAAGAAGAACAGCAGAAUGCGCCACAUGUACUCAUAGAUGACAGGCAAAUAGUAGCACUGUACGGAGAACUAAGGUCC